Messenger RNA from Phyllostomus discolor (pale spear-nosed bat), 1400 nucleotides. Its product is annotated as olfactory receptor 502-like. Gene Ontology annotation, molecular function: olfactory receptor activity; G protein-coupled receptor activity; odorant binding. Gene Ontology annotation, biological process: G protein-coupled receptor signaling pathway; sensory perception of smell. Bases 24 to 965 code for a protein of 313 amino acids. The record is from RefSeq and is a predicted model, not a curated record. The transcript has a single exon. Gene Ontology annotation, cellular component: membrane. NCBI's taxonomy places the organism in Eukaryota, Metazoa, Chordata, Mammalia, Chiroptera, Phyllostomidae.
AUUGAUAGCAGCAACGUUAUCUCAUGGAUUCCCUGGGGCCUGGGAACCACACUGCAGUGACAGACUUCAUUUUACUGGGCUUAACUGAUGACCCAGUCCUUCGAGUCAUCCUCUUUGUGAUCAUCCUGUGUGUCUACUUGGUGACUGUAUCUGGCAAUCUCAGCACAAUCAUUCUUAUCAGAAUCUCUUCUCAGCUCCAUCAUCCUAUGUAUUUUUUUCUGAGCCACUUGGCUUUUGCUGACAUAGGCCUUUCAACUUCUGUCACACCCAAUAUGCUUGAAGACUUCCUGGUGCAGGGAAAUCCAAUCUCCUAUCAUGGAUGUGGCAUGCAGCUUGGUUCAAUUGCUGUCUUUGGGGCAGUUGAGUGCUUCCUUCUAGCUAUGAUGGCAUAUGAUCGCUUUGUGGCAAUCCGCAACCCACUGCUUUAUUCAACCAAAAUGUCCACACAAGUCUGUGUUCAGUUCCUCAUAGUGGCUUACAUGGGUGGUUUUCUCAAUUCUUGCUCUUUUACUAUUUCCUUCUAUGUUUUACUGUUCUGUGGACCAAAUCAUGUCAAUCAUUUUUUCUGUGAUUUUGCUCCUCUAGUGGAAGUCUCCUGUUCUGAUAGCAGUAUCCCUGCAGUUGUCCCCUCAUUUGUUGCUGGCUCCAUCGUUGUAGUCACAGUGUUUGUCAUACUUGUCUCUUACAUCUAUAUCCUCAUCACCAUCCUGAAGAUGAACUCCAAGGAGGGGCGCCACAAGGCCUUCUCCACCUGCACUGCCCACCUCACAGCGGUCACUCUGUAUUUUGGGACUGUCACAUUUGUUUAUGUGAUGCCCAAGUCCACCUUCUCAAGUGACCAGAACAAGGUGGCAUCUGUGUUCUACAAUGUGAUCAUCCCUAUGCUGAACCCCAUCAUCUAUAGUCUCAGGAACAGUGACAUUAAGGGGGCUCUGAAGAGAGAGCUUGGCAGAAUAUUUUCGUAGUGAAGUUUGAUAUUUUUUAUGAUUUGAUAUAAUAAUAUGCCAUAAAUAAAACAGUACAGGACAUUGAGUUGUCUGUGGUCUAAAUGUAUUGGUCCAUAUGUCAUUAUGUGUGUGGAGCUUUUCAGUGAAGGUAGGGGGUGGAUUUUCUGAUGUCAAUGGUAACCUCAAGGCACAUAGUGAGUUGUUGUUAAUAACAUUCAUUUUUAAUCAGAAACAAAAACAUGAAAAAAUACUUAAUAUGCUGAAAAUACUCUUAAAAUAUUUAGUUUUUCAAAAGCUGUUCUCUGUCAUAAGUUAAGGUUAUUAUACCUCCAAGCAUUUAAGGUUGUGUCUACUUAUAAUAGCAGCUUAUUCUGAAAUGAGAGGGAUGCUUACAGUUGUGAUUGUGUAUUGAUGUGGACUGUGGCCAGCAGUGACUAUGGUGUUGUGGAUGCA